UUAGCUCUGGGCUCCUACGCAAUCUCUCCGUCAUCGGGGCGGAUCCAAAACAGUGGGAAGUAGUGCCGCGUUCAAAAGAACUGGGAACUCGGGAAAAAAUACGAUGUUAAAUCAUGACGUCAUUGAUCUUCAGGUCGGAAAAGUCGGAGUUGUAUAGGCCCGAGUUCCAUAGUUGGAAUUUGGUUUGAUGACCGUUCAAAUCGUUUUUUUUCCAGUCGAGAUCGUUUUUUUUUUUUAGAGUUCCCAGUUGUUUGAAACCCACAUGAAGUCGGAAGCUGAAGAUUUCCGAGUUCCGAGCUCACAGUUAUUUUGAACGCGGCAUAGACUAUUGUUUAUUAUCACCUUCCGGAUUCUUAGAAACUUCCCCUGUUACAGAUGCGCCAUCGACGUAUCCGUUCAAUGGAGGAACCAUUAUUUUCUGCUUACGGGGAUUUCGUCGACUGGUCUGUCCAAACUGCUUGGGAACAGAAUGACGCCGAGGUGGACAGUGCGUUUGGAGACUGGAGUUCUGCCUGUAAUGGCAACAAGUCGGAUGCAGUUGAAAGAUCUUCAUCUCUGUCUUCACCCAUGGACAUGGACAUCUCUAAACUCUCAACAAAGCUGGAGGAUGGCAAUGUGAAGAAAUCAUGUGUAGUUUUCCAGGAGUGCUUCCAGGUCUUGGGUGAAUCUAAAGAGACCAACUGUACUGUACGAUCUCUGUCCCAGCUGCUAGAAAACACACAGCCUUUUCAACCAACAGCUACAAUAUGUGACUGUUGCAGCUUGUGGAGCCAUCUGGUGGCUGAGCCCAGCAGGCUGAGGCUGUCAGAGCCAAAGCCCAGCUUACACUGCCACAGCCACAGCAGAAUGGUUUCUGCCCUCAGAAUCACACCCUCAAAUUGCAUCUCUGACCAGUGUGAGUCUGUCUUUUUGGAAGAUUGUGAAGAAACUACAGAGACCUCUUGCCCCCCUGCUGCUGCUCUCAUCAAAACCAAGCUGCUGGCCCCCUCCUCCUCCCAUGGUGACACCCCAGCUUUCCUCUACCAAAUCUCCCAGCAGUGGCUGACUCAAUGCAGCAUCCAGCUGCAGCCUCAGCACCACAAGAAGCCUCCUGCACUGAACUAUGGAGAAGGAUAAGAUGAAGAUGCUGCUUAGCAUAGCCCUACUGUACUGUUGUAGAUGGAUGAAACGGGUUGGGUUGUUACCCGGGUGAGAACAAAGUAUACACUUUCCGCAACAUUUUAUUUAUACAGAUUGUAAAGAAAGUACAUUCUAUGAUAUUGUGUAUUUAGUUUGCAGGCGUUUUCCUGGUUUUAUAUAUAAUAUUUUGAUACGGAGUGCAGUUACAGUGAUACUAUAAAAUGUUCUAUAAAUGUAUUGAGUUAUUUAUUCAGUGUAACACCUGUUUUAUACCACUAUUGUCAAGAGAAGAGGGAACAAUGCAAAUCUUUGGAAGUCACAGCACUCCACUAGAGGGCAUACUGGCUUCCUCAUAAGUCCCAACCCCCAUUUUGCAAACAUACAGUGCAUUCAGAAAGUAUUCAGACCCCUUGACUUUUUCCACAUCUUGUUACGUUACAGCCUUAUUCUAGAAUUGAUUACACAUUUUUUUUCUCAUCAAUCUACACACACUGCCCCAUAAUGACAAAGCGGAAACUGGUUUUUAGAAUUGUUGGGCAAAGGUAUUAAAAACAGAAAUACCUUAUUUACUUAAGUAUUCAAAUCAAAUCAAACUUUAUUUGUCACAUGUGCCGAAUACAACAUGUGUAAACCUUCAGACCAUGCACCUCAACAAUGAACACCUCAAGAAACAAGCUUUGUCCAUAUAUUUUGUUUUGUAGAAUACCCAACUCCAAGUCUCACUGUAGAAACCUGGCUUGCGAUCUAGGGGAGUGCAUGGUCCCAGAAAAAAAGUAAUUGGGUGUGUCUUCACACUGGAUACAUUUUUAUGGAAAUGUUGAUUGCUUGUGCUUUAACUAUUUAUGGCAUCACAUUAUUGGUGUCCUCCUCCACUUCUUAAUAUUUCCUUAGUUUGGUCCUCUGUUUUUCUUAACCUGCCUUAAUACUCAAAACCAUAGACAUGUGUCAUGUCAUUGGCCAUUUUGUCAGUAAGACUGCAGGGCAUCAUGGAGCUAAUCAGCACAAACCAGUAUAACAGAGAGGUUAUUACAUGUGUACAACUGCAUCUCAGACAGUUCUCUUACAUUUCAACCACCAAGAUUUGCUUUUCCAGACAGAGAAAACAAGAGGUUAGUGGAGGUGCACACUCCUCCCACAUGUCACUUGUUUGGCUGGCGGGUUGAGUCUGUGAAUAGAAUUGAAAUGCUGAGAGAAAAACCAUCACCUUUUUACAAGUAGGCCCCUCCUACAUGACAAGUGAUGUAGGCCCUACACUUCCCCCCUCUCUCUCUCUACUAUCUCCUCUCAGCUAGUGCACUAGCGGGAUGUCAGAGUGAAUUUAGAUUACAUCUCGUUGCAGUGCAGUUGCGGAAAAAAGGCAAAGGGACGGAAGGAUGGAGGAAGGAAGGAUGAUCUUGGGUUGUAUUGUGCCUUAUAUGUCACACACACAGAGGAAGGCAUUGGUGCAUUGGACCAUCUUUUUUUGGGGUGGGAUGGUCAAAAUAAAUUAAUAAUAAUACAAAUAAUUGACUUUUUAAGGGAGAUGGCCCUUGGGCCUGUUAAGAUGAUGAUUUUUGUGCAAUUUCUCAAUUGUCAUAUUAAUAUAUUUGAGCAUUUGCCUGAUCAGUGGACAACGUCCAGUCCCCCCUACCAAGAUAGGCCUGCCCGGUUUUCUGAUUGGCUGAUGUGGCGCAAAAUUCACGUUCAAAGUCAAACGCACAUCAGCAAAGAGACCUUGCUCUGACUCUCUUGUCAUUAGUCAGCCCAGAUCACGGCUCGUAAAAAAAACAGAAUGGUAGUACCGAAUAAAGUUAAGAGACCAAAAUAAGGCAUGAGGCUACAGCUGCUUAAUGUAUGAAAUUAACCAACUCAUUUUCUAAAAGAUCUGGUUCGGCUGAUCCAAGUGUUGUGACAGAUGCUGCUACAGAAGACAGUGCAGUCGAGGUAUGGAGAAAACCUACCUACUGUGUUACUCUUUCUCCGUUUUCAUCCAAAUGCCGACAGAUUUUAAUGCGAAUAUUCAAAAAUCAGCAUAAAAACUCCAAGGGGUUUCCAUCAAAUUGACUUGUUGCGGAUAAAAGGCUGUGCGUGAUGAUGUAGUGCACAAAAAAUAUACCUUUUCCAUUUCAUUUUCAAUUUAACUGAUGAUUUUCUCACAAAAAAAGUAAAUUAUGCAGCGAGUGUGCCCACUGGUAUUGGCACGUGCGCACUAACCAACAGUUUGCAGACACUAUGCAAGUAGGCCAAUAGCCUAUGGAUGAGAUUAUUAUGGACAAGAUUAUUUCUAUUUGUCAAAUGGCAUCGAUUAUCAUGUCACCAGAAUAAGACCCUUUAUGUUUAUUGGAAAGGAGCACAUCACCUUGCACUUUUCAUCACCCUGUGAAGUUCAUAAUUUAUACUGAACAAAAAUAUAAACCCAACAUGUAAAGUGUUGGUCCCAUGUUUCAUGAGCUGAAAUAAAAGAUACCCAAAAUGUUCCAUUCACACUAAAAGUUUCUCUUAUCUUUUGUGCACAAAUUUGUUUACAUCCGUUAGUGAGCAUUUCUCCUUCUCAUUCUCUCCAAGAUAAUCCAUCUACCUGACAGGUGUGGCAUAUCCAGAAGCUGAUUAAACAUAAAAGGCCACUAUUAUGUGCAGUUUUGCAACACAACACAAUGCCACAGAUGUCUCAAGUUUUGAGGGAGCGUGCAAUUGGCAUGCUGACUGCAGGAAUGUCCACCAGAACUGUUGCCAGAAGAAAAUGUCAUGUUAAUUUCUCUACCAUACGUCGUUUUAGAGAAUUUGGCAGUACGUCCAACCGACCUCACAACCGCAGAACACGUGUAUGGCGUCAUGUGGGUGAGCAGUUUGCUGAUGUCAACAUUGUGAACAGAGUGCCCCAUGGUGGCGGUGGGGUUAUGCUAUGGGCAGGCAUACAACAAACACAAUUGCACUUUAUCGAUAGCAAUUUGAAUGCACAGAGAUACCGGGAUGAAAAUCUGAGGCCCAUUUUUUUCAGUAAUCUGUGACCAACAUAUCUGUAUUCCCAGUCAUGUGAAAUCUAUAGAUUAGGGCCAUAUGCAUUUAUUUAAAUUGUCUAUGUUCCUUAUAUGAACUGUAACUCAGUAAAAUCAUUGAAAUUGUU
Messenger RNA from Oncorhynchus nerka (sockeye salmon), 4222 nucleotides. RefSeq lists its product as uncharacterized. The transcript is spliced from 6 exons. Lineage: Eukaryota; Metazoa; Chordata; Actinopteri; Salmoniformes; Salmonidae. The coding region runs from base 376 to 1116 and encodes 246 amino acids. The record is from RefSeq and is a predicted model, not a curated record.